UUCUCAAUGCAAAAACGCGUUAAUUCUUCAGCAUGGCGGCCACAACGAGAAGAGUUUUGUCACAAGAAGGCACAAAUCUUCGCUUUGAAACAAGCGAAAGUGUCGACGUUACUCCUACAUUUGAUGCGAUGAAUCUAAGAGAAGAUCUGAUUAAGGGAAUCUACGCUUACGGAUUUGAAAAACCUUCAGCUAUACAACAGCGAGCCAUCAAACCUGUCGUAUCGGGACGAGAUGUGAUUGCACAGGCACAGUCUGGUACCGGAAAGACAGCUACAUUCUCCAUUUCAGUUUUGCAGUGUUUAGACACGCAGGUUCGUGAAACACAAGCUUUGAUUCUGUCUCCAACUCGUGAAUUGGCAACCCAAAUUCAAAAGGUGAUUCUGGCCCUGGGUGACUACAUGAGUGUCCUCUGCCAUUCCUGCAUCGGAGGUACCAACAUCGGAGAAGAUAUCCGCAAGCUGGACUUUGGUCAACACGUCAUCUCCGGCACCCCAGGAAGAGUCUUUGACAUGAUCAAGAGAAGAAACUUGAGGACCCGUUCAAUCAAAAUGCUGAUCCUUGACGAGGCGGAUGAGAUGCUGAACAAAGGUUUCAAGGAGCAGAUAUAUGACGUUUAUCGGUACCUCCCUCCAGCUACACAAGUCCUUCUCUUCAGUGCCACACUGCCUCAUGAGAUCCUAGAGAUGACCACAAAGUUCAUGACGGAACCAAUCCGAAUCCUGGUCAAGCGUGAUGAGUUGACAUUAGAAGGCAUCAAGCAGUUCUUUGUAGCGGUAGAGCGAGAGGAAUGGAAGUUUGACACACUCUGUGAUCUCUAUGAUACGUUGACGAUCACGCAGGCUGUCAUCUUCUGCAAUACUAAACGCAAGGUUGACUGGCUGACUGAGAAGAUGAGAGAAGCAAACUUUACUGUCUCUUCAAUGCACGGUGAUAUGCCACAGAAAGAAAGAGAUGAAAUCAUGAAGGAAUUCAGGGCUGGAGCUACGCGAGUUCUGAUCACAACAGAUGUUUGGGCACGUGGGUUGGACGUACAGCAAGUGUCUCUAGUCAUCAACUACGAUCUGCCAAACAACCGUGAAUUGUAUAUCCACAGAAUUGGUCGUUCGGGUCGUUACGGUCGCAAGGGUGUUGCUAUCAACUUUGUCAAGAGCGAUGACAUCCGUAUAUUGAGAGAUAUUGAGCAGUACUACAGUACACAGAUUGAUGAAAUGCCAAUGAAUGUUGCUGAUCUGAUCUGAGCUGGCUGAUAUGGGACCAGGCAGGUUCUUUUUUCCAAUGCCAGGAAUCAACUGUUCAACCAGUGUUCUCAAUAUUUCUCAAUACUAAGUACUUACACAAAGACCCCGGACAUUCGAGCUCUACUGCAGCCACAGUUAUUAGUUAUUAUGCCAUAAUGGCAUCCAACUUGGUAUAUCAAAGACAUACAGUUGAGUUUAAUUUGAGUAACUGUAAAUUUACUUAUUUUGUAAAAACUCUGGGGGUUUCUUUGGGGUACAGUUGUCUCACAUUCAUGGUUGACCCCUCGCAAAUAACGCCUUCAUUUACUGUUGUGUUUGUGUUGGGAGUAAAAAUGCUUGCUUAGAUUUCAAUGCACAGGUCUGCGAGUUUAAACUAAUGAUUUACACAGUUUCCUUGUACUUCAUGAUACGACUCCAAAAAUUUGAACUUCUUUUACAUCCCUUAAGAGUUCUGUAAAUCACCUGUUUGUACAAAAGAAGUUUCUUAUUGUCUAAAUCAUUCUUCAAAAUCUUCAAUGACAAAUCAGAUUUCAUGCAGAUCGGUUUAUAAAUCAUACUGUAAAUAUUAGUUCUAGCAUUACGACCUUUUAUUCAUGUUCUGUACAUAGCUGGUUGUAGUGAGUGUUUUUUCUAGGCUAUCAUGUGUAAGGGUUCGAGUACAAAAAAUACUGUUUUUGUUUCAAUUGGUUAACAUUUCGUUGAUGCAUUUUCCUGAGACCUAUUUGAAAUUUUUUGGAGCAUGUAAAAAUUGGUCGAUCUGGGGGUCCAGUGUGAAAUUAUUUAAUCAAUUUCAUUGCUGAUAACAAGGUCUCCAAGUGCAAGGAAAUGUGUUGGCCAUUAAACAAUGACACUGGCAUUUAUAAUGUACCUGAAUACUUGUUUUUUUCUUCUAAUUUUAACUCACUUUUGUAGACAGUGCAGGACUUCUUUAAACUAUUGGGUAAAAUACUUGUUCACAGAGCAUUUAUAAAUUUUAUCAUUUGCAUGUAAAACUUGCCGAGACAAUUAUUGCUCUGUCAGUAUAUUUCAGUAGGAUAAAAAAGCAACAAUGCCUUUAGCUAAAUUGAAUUUCUUAUUUUCUUUUAAACACAUUUUUGGGGGGUCAAAUGUAGGUCUUCUAAAGCGGACUUGUACAAUGUACGUGUAGUCUGGCAUACGAUCCUGCAUUGCAUUAACUUAGGUUGCAUGACUUUCAGGUUCAACGACCUAAAUAUUGGCAUGAUAGCAAUUCCUUUAUCAGGGCUCAAUUUCAUGGCUCUGCUUACCACUGAUUUCUGCGCUUACAGCAUAGAGUCAUGUGCUUUACAGCAUACUGUAAGCUGAGAAUUCUGCGCUAAGCAGUGCUGUGAAAUUGGACACCGAUGGCAGAUAAACUUGAUGUAAGGGUAGUCUGGGGUUGGGCCAUUUCUCAGUGUACUUCAGUGGAUGUUUUAUAUGACAAUAAAUGAUAAGGUUCUGAGAUACAUAAUA
This is a messenger RNA of Asterias rubens (European starfish), 2708 nucleotides long. RefSeq names its product eukaryotic initiation factor 4A-III. The record is from RefSeq and is a predicted model, not a curated record. Gene Ontology annotation, cellular component: catalytic step 2 spliceosome; nucleolus. The transcript has 12 exons. Gene Ontology annotation, molecular function: mRNA binding; ATP binding; RNA helicase activity. Bases 33 to 1238 code for a protein of 401 amino acids. NCBI's taxonomy places the organism in Eukaryota, Metazoa, Echinodermata, Asteroidea, Forcipulatida, Asteriidae.